AAAAAUAAAAUGCCACUUCUCCGAAAAAAAAAAAAAUUAUUUGUUUCCCUCCGCACUUUUGCUCGCUCCUUCUUCGCUGCUGCCGCAUAACACCGGCAGUUCAAAAUUUGUGUGUGUUUUUUUUUCCGACUCUCCAAUUGUGAAGAUUUUUUUUUCGUCUAAGUUUCUGAAGUUAAAUAUAUUUUCAGAUGAGCUUGGGCUAUUCAUCUGUUCUCGUUGAUUCUAGUUAUCAAUUGUGAAGGAAAGUUCCAUAAGAAAUUUCUGGACUGCCGUAUUUGAGUGACAAUCUUAGCAAGUUCACUUAUGUCUUCACUUGUUAAGACUUCUCCCUUCUUUUUAUAUUUCACUAAAAUUCCGUGGGUAUUUCCCUGCCAGAACACCCUUCGAGCUAGCCUCCAAACAUAUAGCUGCCGGUCUAUUGUGUUUUCAAAAAAUAUACUGAAAUACAGUUGCAACAGUUACUUCCCGAUACACACAGUUCGAUAUUUAUGUAAUGUUGCUUCGGCUGCCACUUCAUCUGUUCAUGCAUCCUCAACACCUUCUUCCAAUAAAGGCUCCUACAAAUUAAGGAAGAAAUUAAUGAAGAAAGACUCCAGGGAUGCACCAGAGAAUGUGCUUAGAUAUAAAUUAGAUAUGUGCUCAAAAUAUGGACAAGUUGUCAAAGCACUUGAGCUUUAUGAUGAGGCACGAAGUGAUGGCGUCCAGCUUAUCCUACAUCACUAUAAUGUAUUGCUCUAUUUGUGCUCUUCCCCUAGUUUGCUUGAAACAAGUGGGGCUAACAACUUAUUAAGUGUGGUCCUCAGCAGGGGUCUUGAGAUAUAUCAGCAAAUGAUUACUGAUAAAGUAUCCCCAAACGAGGCUACAUUUACUAGUCUUGCAAGAAUUGCAGGUGCAAUGGAUGAUCCAGAAAUGGCAUUUUCUUUGGUGAAGCAGAUGGAGGAUUAUCAUAUUGCACCAAGAUUGAGGUCAUAUGGACCAGCGCUGUUUGGUUUCUGUAGGAAGCUAAUGCCCGAAGGAGCUUAUGAAGUUGAUUCUCACAUGCUUGCAUCUGCGGUAGAACCUGAAGAACCUGAGCUUUCUGCUCUUCUAAAACUCAGUUCUGAUGUGAAGAGGGCUGAUAAAGUCUAUGAGUUGUUGCAUCGGUUAAGAAGAACAGUGAGGCAGGUUUCUGAACCUACUGCCAAAGUUAUUGAAGAUUGGUUCAAUUCUGAAAGUGCAUCAGAAGUUGGAAAGAAACAUUGGGAUGUGGACAAGGUUAGGGAAGGUAUCGUUAGACGUGGUGGAGGGUGGCAUGGAGAAGGUUGGCUGGGUAGUGGUAAGUGGAGGCUGGUGAGAACUGGAAUUGAUGAUAAUGGUGUUUGUCAUUCAUGUGCUCAAAAACUUGUUUGCAUUGAUAUUGAUCCAAAAGAAACUGAAGACUUUGCUUCCUCAUUGACCAAGUUGGCUAACCAAAGAGUUAAAGAUAAUUUUGGUAAAUUCCGGGUGUGGCUUGAAAAGCAUGGUCCUUUUGAUGCUGUAAUUGAUGGUGCCAAUGUUGGUAUAGAAAAUGAUCACUUCAGCUUUAUCCAGCUCAAAAGGGCUGUAUAUCGAAUGCGUGAACUGAGCCCUUCAAAAAAAAUGCCACUCAUAAUUUUGCAUACAAGACGUGUUACUGAAGGUCCUGCACGUUAUCCUAAUAAUAUGAAAUUAAUAGAGAUAUGGAAAAAUUGUGGUGCACUCUAUGCUACUCCUUAUACGUCCAAUGAUGACUGGUACUGGUUAUAUGCUGCUGUACGCUUUAAAUGUUUGCUGCUGACAAACGAUGAAAUGAGGGACCACUUGUUUCAAUUGCUUGGUAACACAUUUUUUCCACAGUGGAAGGAAAAGCAUCAGGUUCGAUGGUCGAUAUCGAGAAAUGGAUUGAAACUCCACAUGCCUCCCCCUUAUUCAAUUGUCAUUCAGGAAUCUGAAAAUGGAAGUUUACACAUUCCAACAACUACAGGCAUCAUUAAAACCCAAGCAUCUGGAGCCCUAUUAAAGCUCAGAUUCAUUGGAAGGCUAGCACUUUCAGAAUUUGUUGUAUUUGUAAUUUUAGAAGCUUGUAUGUCAAGUUUGUGUAAAAGUGAGAAUAAUCAAGGGAUAUCAUUUUGUUAGUAUUGACAUAUAUGCUCUUUGUAGGAUCGAUUGAAGAAAUCAAUGGAAAUGUUGAGUUCUUUUUUUUAAAAAAAGGAAAUUAUGAGAGGACGAGUGCGUCUCUUCCAAAAAUAUAAACAAAAAAUCCACCAUUUUUAUCUAA
Molecule: messenger RNA, 2275 nt
Organism: Cucumis melo (muskmelon)
Lineage: Eukaryota; Viridiplantae; Streptophyta; Magnoliopsida; Cucurbitales; Cucurbitaceae
Product: proteinaceous RNase P 1, chloroplastic/mitochondrial-like
Exons: 8
Coding region: 304-2133 (609 amino acids)
Biological process (GO): tRNA 5'-leader removal
Molecular function (GO): protein binding; ribonuclease P activity
Source: RefSeq, a predicted model, not a curated record